AAAGCGCUAUAUAAAUCCAAUCCAUUAUUAUUAAAAGAAUCUUGUUUUAUAAGCAGAUGAAUAACUGCUUUUCAGUGCGUUUCACCUGUUGUUGUAAUAAACUCAUCAGAUUCAAUUCUAAUCCAAACUGACACAACGGGGGAAAAUUACGCCUAAUAAUAAGGUUGUAUACAAGAACAGAUGUCCAUAUGUCUGUGCUGUUUUGACUUGGAUUUUUAUAGAAGGUGAAAGGCAUUACGGGAGUAUAGAAAUACACUCAGCAGAGUCAGCCAAGUGCUAAUACCUUAACAGUGCACACGCACACAUAUCCACAAGCGGUGAGUGGAAGAGAGAACAGCUUUAGUGAGGAUUUGCUCUGUAUUAACCCUGACAGGGAACACAGAGUCAGCUGGAGCACAAGGAAGCCAGAGUAGAUAGACCUGUAGGAAAAUAGAGGGAAAAAAGCAACAGUGCAGGGAGGUAUGAAAUACACUGUCGUCAAAAGGAUGUGUAAGUUGAAAUAGGGGGUCCUCCAAGCAGCAGCUAAUGACUCGAAAAUACGGCACUAAAAGAAAAAAGACGACAGCUUUUAAAAAGUGCUGUGCGUUUUGAAACAUGUCGAUCUAAGAUAGGUACGACUGGUCCAGAGACGGCAGCACGGAGCACAAUGGGGCACCCCAAUGUGCCCCUCUCACACAAACACAUGCAUUCCCAGAGGGACAAAAACAGAUCCAGUCGACUGCAACCUUACACACCAAAUGACAACUUAAACAAUGCCUUAGGCGCUAUCAGAGUCCUCGGUGUGGAGCUCAUUGAAGAUGAGCUUAAACCCCAUUUGAACACAGUGAUGGCCAGCAUGAAGGAGAAGAAGAAAGGUGCUGCUGAGCAGGUGGUGAUCAGUGGGAUCUUGCCAAUCCUUGCUCUGAGCCUGAGAAGCAGAGGGCCUCUGAGUGUGCUGACUGCAAAACUAGUGGCUGAACUUGCCAGGGAAUCUGUGAUUCGUAAAGGUUUUGGUGACACGGGCUUGGUUGCGGCUUUGUUGUCGGUCCUGACCAGUUCAGACCAAGAGUUGCUUUUCCACGCAGCGAGGGCCGUCUCACGCAUGUCUUAUGAUAGCGCUAAGCUGCAGCAACUAUUACUACGCCAAGGUGCGGUGCCUCGUCUUGUUGCCAUCCUGCUCCAGUUUCCUGAUAAGGAGGCCCUGGGGGAUGUGUGCCUUCAGGCCCUCUGUAACAUCAGUGGAAUGGGAUUAGCAGAGGAGGCCGGAAGGGUGUGGGAGAGAGGAGCAUCUGUGAGGCCGGGGGAGUCUGUGUUUCACGGCGUUUCUCCUCACACCUGUGGUUUUGACUCUUCUGUGACUCUGGUGCGUGUGUCUCAGUGGGGGCCGGGUCAGUACGCAGUCAGCAUCGAGGUUUUCCAGCGCUGCUCGUCCUCUUUCUGGAACCUUCAUGGGAACAAACGGACUGCUCACUGGUCCCCCUUUUCCAGCUUUGGAAGCUGCUCAAAUUUGUACAAGCUGCUCAAGUUCUCUACAAGGAAUAUUCCACGGACAAAAAGUCUGAAAACCCGUGUGUUCCACACUUUCCUCUGAAAUCUGGAAAUACACAAAUGUCUCUGGGCUCUUCCUGUUUACUUUAAUCAGAAUUUUUUGAUUUCUUCUUCUUGUUUGCAUCUACUUUGUAAGGUUCAAUCAAGGAACUAUUUAUUUAUGUGUAUUUUCAGAAAUGCUAACUUUUGCAACUACAUGCAUCACGACACGGAUUAGGCAAUUCUGCUGUUUUAGUGUCACACUGUGCUGUUUAAAUUUGGGCAAUAAGUGAAUCAAGGAUUAGAAUAAAUAAAUCACGUUACAUCUAAAACUUUCUAUAGUUGAACUUUCAUGUUGAAUCAUUUCACAAGUGCUUGAAAUAAUUGUGAAUUCCUAUUCAAAGGCAGCAAUACUGAGAAUGUUGUUUUCCUAUGUGUUAUCGCUAAUUCAACUUUGUGCUAAAUCUUUGAACGUUUGGAUAUCUUUGGGAAGCUUUAAAUAAUAAAAUAAUUUCAAAUUA
Haplochromis burtoni (Burton's mouthbrooder) is the source of this 2027-nucleotide messenger RNA. RefSeq lists its product as uncharacterized. The record is from RefSeq and is a predicted model, not a curated record. Gene Ontology annotation, cellular component: cytosol. The transcript has 5 exons. Gene Ontology annotation, molecular function: guanyl-nucleotide exchange factor activity; protein binding. The coding region runs from base 647 to 1570 and encodes 307 amino acids. Gene Ontology annotation, biological process: positive regulation of GTPase activity. Lineage: Eukaryota; Metazoa; Chordata; Actinopteri; Cichliformes; Cichlidae.